AAAAGCAAAUGGAUUCUUCCUCCUUCUUGGCGGAGUAGACACUCCGUAUAUGAGAUAGCCAUUCAAGAUUUCGCCUGGUUUCGUGGGAAGAAGAGGUGUGAUUUGCUCGAAGCUCGCGAGGCCGAGUUUAUUCAGAGUCGCAAAGAACAGAACCCCAGAGAAAAAAAGCUUAGAUAUGGCGUCGACGUUGGCAGCUACCUUGUCAAUUGGAUCAACUCUUUCCUUUGGCCACAAAUCUGGUUCCCUUGCUCAACCAAAGCCCGUUGGUGUGAGACUCACAUCCCAUGCAUCUCUUGCAAGUUUCAGUGGCCUCAAGGCCACCACCAGUUCAGUAAGCUGUGAAGCCGGGUCAUCUUUCUUAGGCAAGGAAAGUGGUGUGGCCCUUCAACGCUCAGUUGCAAAUAAAGCGCAAAAACAAAGCCAGAGGUUGCAGUAUCAUCUGCAGCCACGGGCGUCUUUCAAAGUGGCAAUUCUUGGAGCAGCUGGAGGGAUAGGGCAACCAUUAUCACUUCUUAUCAAGAUGUCCCCUUUGGUCUCUGCUCUUCAUCUUUACGAUAUUGCCAAUGUCAAGGGAGUUGCUGCUGAUUUAAGUCACUGUAAUACUCCCUCGCAAGUUCUGGACUUCACAGGAGCUUCUGAGUUACCCAAUUCCUUGAAGGGUGUGAAUGUUGUAGUCAUACCUGCUGGAGCUUCAAGAAAACCGGGUAUGACCCGUGAUGAUCUCUUCAACAUCAACGCGAAUAUAGUUAUGAACUCGGUCGAGGCCAUAGCAGAUAAUUGCCCUGAUGCCUUCAUCCACAUAAUCAGCAACCCUGUUAACUCCACCGUGCCGAUUGCAGCCGAGGUUCUGAAGCAGAAGGGUGUCUAUGACCCAAAGAAGCUAUUCGGCGUCACCACGCUGGAUGUUGUGCGGGCAAACACCUUUGUUGCUCAGAAAAAGAACCUAAAGCUCAUUGAUGUGGAUGUGCCAGUUAUUGGGGGACAUGCUGGAAUUAUGAUUCUGCCCCUGCUUUCAAAGACAAGACCUUCCGUUAGUUUUACGGAUGAAGAAGUGGAAGAGCUAACGGUAAGGAUCCAAAAUGCUGGGACAGAAGUGGUAGAGGCAAAGGCUGGUGCUGGAUCCGCUACUCUGUCAAUGGCAUAUGCAGCUGCUCGAUUUGUUGAGUCAUCUCUUCGUGCUUUGGAUGGAGAUGGGGAUGUGUAUGAGUGUUCUUUUGUUCAGUCAGAUUUGACCGAGCUUCCAUUUUUCGCAUCUAGGGUGAAGCUUGGAAGGAAAGGGAUAGAAGCACUGAUUCCAUCUGACCUCCAAGGUUUGACUGAGUAUGAGCAGAAGGCCCUGGAUGUGCUGAAGCCUGAAUUGAAGGCCAGCAUUGAGAAGGGUAUCGCAUUCGCGCAGAAGCGAGCAGUUGCUGCCUAAGUUCUAUCAGCAAAAGGCAACUGAAGCUCUAAGUCUUAAUAUACGUUGAUUAGAGAAAUCAGGGCUGUCAAUUUUGUUAGUAGGCUUUCCCUUGAUCAUUUUGAACAAGAAAUUUUCAAGAGCUUUUACUGAUGAUGAGAAGCUUUUAUGAGUGGUUAUGCUGGUGUUGUAGAUCAAGAGAUGUAGUGUUUCCAGUUUGACAUUGUAGCACUUUCUUAACUGACUAAUGAUACUCCCCGUUUGAAGGAAUUGAUCCCAUUGGAAUGCAAGAUUUUGAUAUUUGAUGUGUUUUUCGCUUUUUCGAGUUCAUGUUAUUAAUUGUACCCUUUCUGUGUUCUUUUGGAUUAUAUGGGAUGGUUAUUUUCUUGUUGAUUUUGUCAAAUAUCUUUGGAUGAUUAGAGGGGUGGUAUUGCACUCUAAUUACUCGUGAUGAUGAAGAUU
Rhodamnia argentea is the source of this 1858-nucleotide messenger RNA. Its product is annotated as malate dehydrogenase, chloroplastic-like. Gene Ontology annotation, cellular component: mitochondrion; cytoplasm. Gene Ontology annotation, molecular function: L-malate dehydrogenase (NAD+) activity. Gene Ontology annotation, biological process: malate metabolic process; tricarboxylic acid cycle. The transcript has 2 exons. The record is from RefSeq and is a predicted model, not a curated record. NCBI's taxonomy places the organism in Eukaryota, Viridiplantae, Streptophyta, Magnoliopsida, Myrtales, Myrtaceae. Bases 176 to 1417 code for a protein of 413 amino acids.